Messenger RNA from Uncinocarpus reesii 1704, 969 nucleotides. RefSeq lists its product as uncharacterized. NCBI's taxonomy places the organism in Eukaryota, Fungi, Ascomycota, Eurotiomycetes, Onygenales, Onygenaceae. The record is from RefSeq and is a predicted model, not a curated record. Bases 1 to 969 code for a protein of 322 amino acids. The transcript has 2 exons.
AUGACGGAAUUGACCAAGGAGCUGCAAACCCUGCGAGACGAGAGCGAGACGCGCGCAGAACAAGUCCGGAUUGCUCAAGAGAGUGCAUUUCGAAACAUGGACACCGGCAAGUGGGCGCCUCUGGAGGAUACUGCCAUCCGCGCCGAGCUCAAAAAAAUUGAAGCCGGGAUAAGGCACUGGGCUAAAACGUACGCAUUUGAGGAUUGCUCGAUAGUACAAAAUUUGCCGUGUGAUCGUAUAGCUUGGAUUGUAAACGAGUUGCGAGAAAUCGGUCUUUCUGAACAAGAUUUUGCCGCAAUAGUCAACGGUUGGAAAAACAAAGCGCCUCUUCUUUUGAUACAGGCCAUCGUUUCGAAAAAUCUGAUUUACUCCAACUUCCAUCGCCCUUUUCACUUUUUGCGUGGUGUCAGCCAGACCGGCACUGAGUACACGAAUGGUGUCAGGAGUGAAUCUCCCUUUGCCAUAGAUAUGCAAAAUUUGUAUGACGACUUGCGACUUGUCGACGAGCGACAAGCCCAUUUCUGGCGAUCCGGGACGCUCCGACAGCUCAGUGCAUCGGGACCUAUAGCGGAUGACGUUGUUGCUAUGCGAGACGAUGCCAGCAAUCGCCUCGCGUGGAGAAUUAUCGACGGCCCGCUGUCUCUAAUGCUCCGGGGAGUUGGCAAAGAAGAGUCGAGGAAAAGAUAUGAAUCACUUGCUUCCCUUUUUUCAACCGCUAUUAAAAUCUCUGCUCGUCUUUGGACUCAACGAACGCAUAUGCGAGUAGGUCAUGAAAAUCGAUUUAAAGUGGACUCGUCUAUCACGGUUGCACACCGUCUCCAGAAACUGGACGAGGGCGACACCCGCCUCGACGGGAAAAACAUUCUGGCCGUCAUUCAGCCUGCGGUUGUUGCAUAUGGGACGAGUACAGGCGAGGAUUAUGAAAACCGGAGAGUCUGGCUGAAGUCGAUCGUUCUAGUCGAGGAAUAG